GUCACGUGCGCCCAAGUCCUCGGCCGGCCGGGGCAGCGCCGUUCCCAUGGUUCAAGGCUGUUGAUGGAGAAGGGGGCGGAUGACAGCCGGGACCGUGGUCAUCACUGGGGGCAUCUUGGCGACUGUGAUUCUGCUCUGCAUCAUCGCCGUUCUGUGCUACUGUCGGCUCCAGUAUUACUGCUGCAAGAAGGACGAGUCGGAGGAGGACGAGGAGGAGCCUGACUUUGCCGUGCACGCGCACCUGCCCCCGCUGCCCGGCAGCCGCAGCCUCGUGCUGACCAACGGGCCGGCGCUCUACCCGGCCGCCUCCACCUCCUUCAGCCAGAAGACCCCGCAGGCCCGCGCCCUCUGCCGCAGCUGCUCCCACUACGAGCCGCCCACCUUCUUCCUGCAGGAGCCCGAGGACGAGGGCGUGCGCAACGGCGGGGAGCGCGUGGCCUACCAGAGCGUUGGCCAGGAGGACGCGGAGCUGUCCCCCGGGGGCUUUGGGGGGCUGCAGGCGCUCAACCCCAACCGCCUGUCGGCCAUGCGGGAGGCCUUCUCCCGCAGCCGCAGCGUCAGCACCGACGUCUGA
Messenger RNA from Neogale vison (American mink), 574 nucleotides. RefSeq names its product family with sequence similarity 163 member B (gene FAM163B). The transcript is spliced from 3 exons. The coding region runs from base 80 to 574 and encodes 164 amino acids. Lineage: Eukaryota; Metazoa; Chordata; Mammalia; Carnivora; Mustelidae. The record is from RefSeq and is a predicted model, not a curated record.